AUGCAGUACUUCACCCUAAAUCUAGUCCUAUUCGCGUGCGUUUGUACAGCCCAUAGCGUCUCAAACUCUUCGAGCGCCAACUCAAGUAAUGCAUCGAAGUUGAAUGCCAACAAUACUGAAAUCUACAAUGUUUGCCCCGCCGCGAUUGAUUUCACCAAGGAGCAGGACCAGCUCUCCGAAGAGGAACUAAAGGGAAAUGCUGCUGAUGCAGCAAUGUCAGCUUUCCUAUUGAGCCACCCCAACAACACACUAUGGGACUACUUCAAGAUUGAGCAACGGCAGAAAUGGUUAAUGUUUGAGAACCUGUCGCCGUCGGGUAAAAUCAAGAGUUUGGCGAGGAACUUUGUCAACUUCGCGGCUGAUACCGCCAUCAAUAUCGCGCAGAUGAUUGCUGAUGCGAUCGAAUGGAUCAUUAACACCAUCCGCCAUCCGGUUGUCGGAACCCGACAGGUUAUAGACUUCUUCAAAGAUUUUGGCAAAAACGUCAAGUUACUGUGGGGUUUAAUGAAAGACGACCCUAAGGAAACGUCUAAGAACAUGGGCGGAGGUUUGCUACUUCAUAUCAUGCAUCAUCCAACAGAAUUUACUGCUGACACUUUGCUGACGGUGACCACCGGAUUUGCAGUGAUCCAUGGUCUCAUGCAUGGUGUAGAAGCUAUCUUUGGAGCGAUGAGCAAUGCUGUUUCGAAUGUGCUCCUGUCCGUACUGCUUUUUAUCCACGCCAUCGAUGACCCGAUCCUCAUCGUCACGCCUCUCAUCCGUUCGAUGGUGGAGACGACAAAAACAGUCUUUACAGAUGGUAACUCUACUACUCCCGACGUCCUCACACUCAGCCCGUAUGCAAUCAAGCCUUUGAAGUCGUGCAAAAUUCCCGAAAAGUAUCGACCAGAAUUCUCAUCCCGUGACUUGUGUCUGAGUACUCCAGCCGAAAUUCGCAAUCUCCUGUUUGGAACAGCUAAGCGAACUGCCAAAAUGACAAGAGCAGAGCGCAUAACCGCAUACAACCGCUUUCAUGACUUUGUGUGCUGCUACCUCAAAGACCAGGGGUUUGUGGUAAACGCUCCUAGUAUGAACUCGACAGCUUUUCGGGCUGAACUCGUCCCUGUUCACAUAAAGAUGACCAACUGCUCGCAGCUUCUUGCCACCUACAAUGCCGACACAUUUGACAAUUUCUAA
This is a messenger RNA of Peronospora belbahrii, 1176 nucleotides long. The record is from the annotation of a GenBank genome assembly. NCBI's taxonomy places the organism in Eukaryota, Oomycota, Peronosporomycetes, Peronosporales, Peronosporaceae.